AUUAGUAGGGUUUGUUAAUCAGAUGAACCAUUGAAUGGGGGCGGGACGACGACGGAUGGAGAUGGCAGCGGCGAUAUCGCUGGACGGGGUUCGGGACAAAAACGUGAUGCAAUUGAAGAAGCUCAACACCGCCCUCUUCCCCGUCCGCUACAACGACAAGUAUUACGCCGACGCUCUCGCCUCCGGCGACUUCACCAAACUCGCUUAUUUCAGUGACAUAUGUGUUGGUUCCAUUGCAUGUCGACUCGAGAAGAAGGAAGGAGGGGCCAUCUGUGUUUAUAUCAUGACCCUGGGUGUUUUGGCACCAUAUCGUGGGCUUGGAAUUGGUACAAAGUUGUUGAGUCAUGUACUGGAUCUUUCUUGCAAGCAGAACAUCUCGGAGGUGUACUUGCAUGUGCAGACUAACAAUGAUGACGCAAUUGCCUUCUACAAAAAGUUUGGAUUUGAAGUCGUAGAUACAAUACAAAAUUACUAUACGAACAUUAGCCCACCUGAUUGUUAUGUGCUGAGUAAAAGUAUUGCCCAAGAUCAUGCAAAAAAGUGAUCCUCUUAUGUAUUUAUUUGUACCAACAAAUUGAUACUCUCCAGCUUAUGAGAUCUUCCAAAUAAUUUUGGUUA
Messenger RNA from Musa acuminata AAA Group (dessert banana), 618 nucleotides. RefSeq lists its product as uncharacterized. Lineage: Eukaryota; Viridiplantae; Streptophyta; Magnoliopsida; Zingiberales; Musaceae. Gene Ontology annotation, molecular function: N-acetyltransferase activity. Gene Ontology annotation, biological process: mitotic sister chromatid cohesion. Bases 35 to 544 code for a protein of 169 amino acids. Gene Ontology annotation, cellular component: NatA complex. The transcript has 3 exons. The record is from RefSeq and is a predicted model, not a curated record.